UUAGCUGUAUCAAUUAAAUAAAUGUUGGAAUAUUAACAAGACACAUAUUUGGCUUGAAUAACCCCGCUCGCGUGCAAAAUCUGAUAGCUAUAACACACGCUUCUUGUUUUAUCUGGCUUUCUAUUGGUCAGACUCCGUGACCACUUCUGUUUGUUGGCGCGGUUGAUGAAAAGCCGGGAAUUUAACACACGAAGGACGGAAAUCUGCUAUCUGGACUACGACUAAAACAUAUCAAGAAUAUCUUUUGUGUCUUAAGAAUUCUGGGGGGUAAAGGGAUUCCGAAAUUCCUUCCAGACACACCAGGAACAUGGAGAAUGGCAGAUCCGAGUUUCCAUUUCCAUACCAGCCUUAUGACAUCCAGGAGCAGUUCAUGCAAGCCCUCUACAGCACUCUGGACCAAGGCAAAGUUGGCAUCUUUGAAAGUCCAACUGGGACGGGCAAGUCACUGAGUCUCAUAUGUGGAGCAUUGAGUUGGCUUACGUAUCACGAGGAGAAGAAGCAGCAGGAGGCAGCUACUCUGCUGCAGGAAGGAGAAGCAGCUCUUCGCACCUCUGAUCGUUCAUCCUCCACCACUACCAGCUCCUCAGCAGAACCAGACUGGAUCACCGACUUUGUCCAGAAAAAGGCUGAACGUGAUCUUGUGUCAAAGCUCAAAGAGGAAGAUUUAAAAAGGAAGAAAAGAGAGGAACGACUAGAGAUGAUCAGAAACAACGCUCACCUGAAGUAUGCAAGUAAAAGAAAGAGCACCGAAGACGAGGAAGCAUACAAGCUGCUUCAGCUAAGCAAAGAAGACCGAGAAGAGACACCAGGAGAUCAAGAGGACGAAGAGCUUAUUGUUGCAGAAUAUGAAAGUGAUGAUGAAUCAAAGAGUCAAAAGAGGUUCUUUGGAGACGAGGAUGAAGAAGAUGAGCUGGUUGAAGAGCAUGUGACUAAGAUUUAUUAUUGCAGUCGCACUCACUCCCAGUUAGCCCAGUUUGUCCAUGAGGUUCAAAAGAGUCCCUUCAGCAAAAGCAUCAGCCUGGUCACACUGGGUUCACGGCAGAAUCUGUGUAUUAAUGAAGAGGUACGACGUCUGGGCAGCAUCCAGCUCAUUAAUGAUCGCUGCAUGGAGAUGCAGAAGAACAAGCACGAGAAGCCGAAUCAUGAAGAUGGCGCGAAACGAAAGAGAGGCCCAGCGAAGAGCGUGUGUCCUCACAACAAAGCUUCUGCUCUUCACCAGAUGAGGGAUGAAGUUUUGGGGACUGUUCAUGACAUCGAGCAGCUGCUGCAGCUGGGGAAAAAAACACAAUCAUGCCCUUACUACAGCACACGUCUCGCUAUCCCACCUGCACAGUUGGUUGUGUUGCCCUAUCAGAUGGUGCUGCAUGAGGCCACAAGGAGAGCAGCAGGGAUCCAGCUGAAGGACCAGGUGGUGAUCAUAGAUGAAGCUCACAAUCUUAGCGACACGUUGUCCUGUAUACACAGCUCAGAGCUCACUGGAGCACAGCUUUGCCGGGCCUACUCCCAGCUCUCUCAGUAUGCUGACCGCUACAAGAGCAGACUGAAAGCAAAGAACGUGAUGUACAUUAAACAGAUUCUGUUUGCUAUCACGGGUCUGGUUGACGCGCUGGGAGGUAAGGCUGGACAGAACCCACAGAGCCAGACGACUCAGGCAGGAACAGAGAUGUUUACCAUUAACAACUUUCUGUUCAAGGCUCAGAUUGACAAUAUAAACUUAUUUAAGUUGCAGCGAUACUUUGAGAAGAGCAUGAUCAGCAGAAAGCUGGGUGGGUUUGUGGAGAAGUAUGCAGGCUUGAGUGUAACGCUGCAAACUCAGGGCAGCUCCAACAAGGAGAACCGUCGCACAGAAGGCCUGAGUCGCUACCUUCAGACCCUACAGAGCAAACCGAGCUCGGCACCAGUUCCCUCAACAGGCCAGCAGGGGGCUGCUGAGACUGACAGAGUUCAGUCUGCCUCUCCCAUGAUGCAGGUGGAGGGUUUCUUCUCGGCUCUCACCAACAGUAAUACAGACGGCAGAGUGGUCGUGCAGAGACAAGGCAUGUUGUCAGAGAGCAGCAUCAAGUUCCUUCUGCUGAAUCCAGCGGUCCACUUUGCUCAGGUGCUGAAGGAGUGCAGAGCGGUCAUCAUUGCUGGAGGGACAAUGCAGCCUGUUUCAGACUUCAAGCAGGAGCUGCUGUUUUCUGCUGGCGUGGGAGAGGAGCGAAUCACCGAGUUUUCCUGUGGCCACGUGAUUCCUCCUGAGAACAUCCUUCCUCUGGUUUUGUGCAGCGGCCCGUCUGGUCAGGAGCUAGAUUUUAGCUUUCAAAACCGAGACUUUCCUUGCAUGAUGGAUGAAACUGGUCGCAUCCUCUCCAACAUUUGCAACGUGGUACCAGGCGGUGUCGUCUGCUUCUUUUCUUCUUACGACUACUUGAAGCGAGUCAUUUCUCACUGGGAAGCUGGCAGUGUGCUCACCAGACUGGCAAAUAAGAAAAAGAUCUUCCAUGAGCCAAAGAAAGCUAGCCAGGUGGAGCAGGUGCUAAACGAGUUCUCCAAAUGCAUCCAGAGGUGUGCUUCAGGCAGCGUUGGACUCACAGGAGCAUUACUUUUCUCUGUGGUUGGAGGAAAGAUGAGCGAGGGGAUCAAUUUCUCUGAUGACUUGGGCAGGUGUGUGGUGAUGGUAGGAAUGCCGUAUCCCAACAUCAAAUCCCCAGAGCUGCAGGAAAAGAUGUCCUAUCUGGACAAACACCUGCCUCACACUGAUGGGAGAAGCCCUGGAAGAGCUCUGGUGGAAAACCUCUGCAUGAAGGCUGUCAAUCAGUCUAUAGGAAGGGCAAUUCGUCACCGUGGCGACUACGCCUCCAUCGUUCUCUGUGACAGACGUUACUCCCGAUCCACGACGUGCUCAAAGCUUCCCACUUGGAUCAAGGAUCGCACCAGCAUACACACGACAUUUGGUUCUGCUUUCGCCGCUUUACGGAAGUUCUUUUUGGAGAAAAAGCAGAAGCAAGUCUAGUUUCUUUCCCAACAAAACUCCAAAUGCUGUGUUUUUAAGGCGUUCUUGCAGACACCAAGCAACCAGGCUUUUGGAUUUAUCACUUUAUUUAAAUGUUCCUUGUCAAGGUUUAAAAUUUAAGAAUGGAAGUAAUUUAAUGGCACAUUGCAGAUAAAAGGAACAUUUGUCAUUUUCGGGUUUAAUAAUUUAAAUGUUAGUGAAAUGAAAAACUAGGAGCUUCUACACACAUUUAUCCAGUUGUUCAUUUAGUAAUGAUCUGACUGGUUCACUCAGAUGUUUUAAUAUCAAAAUAACAAAGUGAUAUUUUGAAUACAAACUGUUAAGAAAUCAAUAAAGUAUUCUAACUAU
Nothobranchius furzeri (turquoise killifish) is the source of this 3343-nucleotide messenger RNA. RefSeq names its product DEAD/H (Asp-Glu-Ala-Asp/His) box helicase 11 (gene ddx11). Gene Ontology annotation, biological process: nucleobase-containing compound metabolic process; establishment of sister chromatid cohesion. NCBI's taxonomy places the organism in Eukaryota, Metazoa, Chordata, Actinopteri, Cyprinodontiformes, Nothobranchiidae. Gene Ontology annotation, cellular component: nucleus. The record is from RefSeq and is a predicted model, not a curated record. Gene Ontology annotation, molecular function: DNA helicase activity; ATP binding; DNA binding.